GGACGCACGGACGCGGCGCCGCCACAUUCCUAUGCCCUGGAGGAGCGGCGGCGGCUCCCGCGGGAGGCGGCCGGCUCGCGCCGCGGACAGCUGAGCUCCUCCUCCCGCGUCGCCGCCCGGGCCGGCCUCGCCCGGGCGCCGACGGUGGGAGCUGCUCCUGCUUCCCCUGCUGAUCCCCGCGGCGCCGAGGCCACACGAUGUGAAGGUUAGAGCCGGGACCUCCCGAGGAGCCGCCUGGAAAGAUGGGGGAUGCUGCAGACCCCAGGGAGAUGAGAAAGACGUUCAUUGUUCCAGCUAUCAAGCCCUUUGACCACUAUGAUUUCUCCAGGGCCAAAAUCGCCUGCAAUCUGGCCUGGCUGGUGGCCAAAGCCUUUGGGACAGAAAAUGUGCCAGAGGAACUCCGAGAACCAUUUUACACUGAUCAGUAUGACCAGGAGCACAUCAAACCUCCUGUUGUGAAUUUGCUGCUGUCAGCUGAAUUGUACUGUCGUGCUGGGAGUCUCAUUCUCAAGAGUGAUGCUGCAAAACCCCUGUUAGGCCAUGACGCUGUCAUCCAGGCUUUGGCGCACAAGGGCCUUUAUGUCACGGACCAGGAAAAACUGGUAACUGAGCGAGAUCUCCACAAGAAACCCAUACAGAUGAGUGCUCAUUUGGCCAUGAUAGAUACCCUGAUGAUGGCGUAUACUGUCGAAAUGGUCAGUGUAGAGAAAGUAAUAGCGUGUGCUCAACAGUAUUCAGCAUUUUUCCAAGCCACGGAGCUGCCCUAUGAUAUUGAGGAUGCUGUCAUGUACUGGAUAAAUAAGGUAAAUGAACACUUGAAAGACAUAAUGGAACAAGAACAGAAAUUGAAAGAACCUCACACUGUUGAAACUCCAGGAGGUCAAAAGUCUCCUUCCAAAUGGUUCUGGAAACUGGUUCCAGCUCGUUAUAGAAAAGAGCAAACAUUGCUUAAGCAACUGCCUUGCAUUCCAUUGGUAGAAAACUUGUUGAAAGAUGGUACAGAUGGCUGUGCUCUGGCUGCCCUUAUUCAUUUCUACUGUCCUGGUGUUGUCAGGCUGGAGGAUAUUUGUUUGAAAGAAACCAUGUCUUUGGCUGAUAGCCUCUAUAAUCUGCAACUGAUUCAAGAAUUUUGCCAAGAAUAUUUGAACCAGUGUUGUCAUUUUACCCUGGAAGAUAUGCUGUAUGCAGCUUCAUCCAUAAAGAAUAAUUACUUGGUGUUCAUGGCGGAGCUUUUCUGGUGGUUUGAAGUCGUGAAGCCGUCGUUCGUGCAGCCCCGUGUUGUCCAUCCGCAGGGAGCUGAACCUGCAAAAGAUGUGCCUUCAGCUCCCAUCUUGAAUGCUGCCAAAAGAAACGUCUUAGAUAGUUCUGACUUCGCUUCAAGUGGGGAAGGAGCUGCAUUUAGCCUCUCUCAUCAUCAUUUGCCUUCGAGACAUUCACGCCCACAAGCCCAUUCUUCAACCUCAGGAGGAAUUAGAAGGUCUUCAUCUAUGUCUUAUGUUGAUGGCUUCAUAGGCACAUGGCCUAAAGAGAAAAGAUCAUCAGUGCAUGGAGUUUCAUUUGAUAUUUCUUUUGAUAAAGAGAAUAGUGUACCAAGAUCUACUCCAAACCAAGGAAUCACUCGUUCUGUUAGUAAUGAAGGCCUUGCUUUGAACAACAACCGUGUGUCUAAGCACAUUAGGAAAAAUUUGUCCUUCAAACCAGUGAAUGGAGAAGAGGAAACAGAAAGCAUUGAAGAAGAACUCGAUAUUGACCCUCACAGUGACAUCAAAUCUUAUGUUCCCCUUAAUAGAAAUGCUCUAAAUUCUAAUGAGAAUAUUCAUUACAAGCUUCCAAAUGGAGCUUUACAAAACAGAAUACUGCUAGAUGAGUUUGGCAAUCAGAUUGAGACACCAAGCAUUGAAGAAGCAUUGCAGAUAAUUCAUGAUACUGAAAAUUCUCCCCAUACACCACAGCCAGACCAAAUUGCUAAUGGCUUCUUUCUUCACAGCCAGGAAAUGAGUAUCCUGAAUUCAAAUAUCAAGCUAAAUCAAUCUAGUCCUGAUAACAUAAUGGAUACAAAAGGUGCCUUGAGUCCCAUAACUGACAAUACUGAAGUAGACACUGGAAUUCAUGUUCCUUCAGAAGAUAUACCAGAAACUAUGGAUGAAGAUUCUUCUCUGAGAGAUUAUACUGUAAGUUUAGAUUCUGACAUGGACGAUGCUUCUAAAUUCCUUCAGGAUUAUGAUAUGAGAACUAGCAAUACCAGAGAAGCUUUGAGCCCUUGUCCUAGUACUGUGAGUACCAAGUCUCAGCCAGGUAGCAGUGCCUCCUCUAGCUCUGGGGUUAAAAUGACCAGCUUUGCUGAGCAGAAAUUCAGGAAACUGAAUCAUACGGAUGGGAAAAGUAGUGGAAGCAGUUCACAGAAAACUACACCAGAGGGCUCUGAACUUAAUAUUCCUCAUGUGGUUGCUUGGGCACAAAUUCCAGAAGAAACAGGCCUUCCCCAUGGACGGGAUACUACCCAGCUAUUAGCUUCUGAAAUGGUGCAUCUUCGGAUGAAACUAGAAGAAAAGAGACGUGCCAUAGAAGCCCAGAAGAAGAAAAUGGAAGCUGCUUUUACUAAACAGAGGCAGAAAAUGGGAAGGACAGCAUUUCUGACUGUAGUAAAAAAGAAAGGGGAUGGGAUUUCCCCUCUUCGAGAGGAAGCAGCUGGUGCAGAAGAUGAGAAAGUCUAUACUGAUCGGGCAAAAGAAAAAGAGUCACAGAAAGCUAACGGACAGAGGAGCAAGUCUCUAGCGGAUAUAAAAGAAAGCAUGGAGAAUCCUCAGGCCAAAUGGCUCAAGUCUCCAACCACCCCUGUUGACCCCGAGAAGCAGUGGAACCUGGCAAGCCCCACAGAAGAAACUUUAAAUGAAGGCGAGAUUUUAGAAUACACCAAGUCUAUUGAAAAGUUAAAUUCAUCUCUGCAUUUUCUGCAACAAGAAAUGCAGCGCUUGUCACUUCAGCAAGAGAUGCUCAUGCAGAUGAGAGAGCAGCAGUCUUGGGUGAUUUCACCUCCCCAACCUUCUCCACAGAAGCAGGUUAGAGAUUUUAAACCUUCUAGGCAGGCAGGCCCAUCAUCAACCGUUGCACCGUUCUCAUCAGACUCCCCUCGGCCUACUCACCCAUCUCCACAGUCUUCUAACAGGAAAAGUACGUCUUUCUCAGUUAAGAAUCAAAGGACUCCGAGGCCAAAUGAAUUAAAAAUAACACCUUUGAAUAGAACAUUGACGCCCCCUCGGUCUGUGGAUAGUCUUCCGAGGUUAAGGAGGUUCUCGCCCAGUCAAGUUCCCAUUCAGACGAGGUCAUUUGUAUGUUUUGGGGAUGAUGGAGAACCUCAGUUAAAGGAACCCAAACCUAAGGAGGAAGUGAAAAAGGAGGAAUUGGAGCCCAAAGAGGCUUUGGGGCAGCAUGUACACAAUCCAGAAGAAAAGGAGCCCAAACCUCUAGAGUCAACAGUUUCUGAAGUCCUGUCACAGCCUAUCACAGAGACUGUGUGCCUGACACCAAACGAGGACCAAUUAAGUCAGCCCACAGAACCUCCUCCGAAACUUGUUUUCCCACCUGCUGCUCCUAAAAAUGUUAACCUGAUUGAAGUUUCCCUCUCAGAUUUGAAACCUCCUGAAAAGGCUGAUGUAUCUGUUGAAAAAGAUGAUGGAGAAAGUGAUAAAGAACUGUUAGAUGAUGACCAGAAAGUGUGCUGUGGAUUCUUUUUUAAGGAUGACCAAAAAGCAGAAAACGAUAUGGCAAUGAAACGGGCAGCUUUGUUGGAGAAAAGACUAAGAAGGGAAAAAGAGACUCAGCUCCGGAAGCAACAGCUGGAAGCAGAAAUGGAGCAUAAGAAAGAAGAGACAAGGCGUAAAACUGAGGAAGAACGUCAAAAGAAAGAAGAUGAGAGAGCACGCAGAGAAUUUAUCAGGCAAGAGUACAUGAGGCGAAAGCAGCUGAAACUAAUGGAAGACAUGGACACAGUCAUCAAACCUCGCCCUCAAGCAGCAAAACAAAAAAAACAGCGCCCAAAAUCUAUUCAUAGAGAUCAUAUUGAAUCUCCCAAAACUCCAAUAAAAGGUCCUCCAGUCUCUAGCCUUUCUCUGGCGUCGCUGACCACGGGGGAUAAUGAGAGUGUGCAUUCGGGCAAGCGGACACCACGAUCAGAGUCUGUAGAAGGCUUCUUAUCUCCAAGUCGCUGUGGUAGUCGAAAUGGGGAAAAAGACUGGGAAAAUGCAUCAACCACAUCUUCAGUGGCUUCUGGAACAGAAUACACAGGACCAAAGCUCUACAAAGAACCCAGUGCAAAAUCCAAUAAGCACAUAAUACAAAAUGCUCUAGCCCACUGUUGUUUGGCUGGAAAAGUAAAUGAAGGUCAGAAGAAAAAAAUACUAGAGGAAAUGGAAAAGUCGGAUGCCAACAACUUCUUAAUCUUGUUCCGGGAUUCAGGCUGCCAGUUCAGAUCUUUGUAUACUUAUUGCCCAGAGACUGAAGAAAUUAAUAAACUGACUGGGAUAGGCCCAAAAUCGAUCACUAAAAAAAUGAUUGAGGGACUUUAUAAAUAUAAUUCUGACAGGAAACAGUUUAGUCACAUACCUGCUAAAACUUUAUCUGCCAGUGUUGAUGCAAUUACCAUCCAUAGCCAUUUAUGGCAGACCAAGAGACCCGUAACACCAAAAAAACUCUUACCCACUAAAGCAUAGGAGUUGGGAAAUACUCACUUCAGAACAUUCAUGGUAAAUUUGCACUUCAUCUUUCCUGCCUAUAGAAAAUCUUUCUAUUGCCAACAAGACUUUUAUUAAUUAAAACUGGACAUUAAUCUCUGUUGUCAUGAACAACUGGAAUGUAAACCACAGUAUUUUGGAGUGCAGAAGAUUCCCACUUAGGUGUAAGUCCAAGAGAUGAAGGAAGUAUUUCAAAUCACCAGUGGAGAUUUGUGUCAUUAGGUUCACCUGCUUGAUGCUAGCUACGCUGAAGCACUGAAUUCUCGUGGACACUAGUUGGAUUUAUGGUUGAAUUAUGGCUAAGACUACAGAUUAUGUGUUUUUAUUUGUUGCUUUUUUUUUUUUUUUUUACUUUAAUGUAUUUGCUUGUCUUCAAUGUUUUAUUUGGCUGUUUUUCUCCCCUUGGGGUUUGUUCUAAGAUACCUUUGUACUUUGUUUCAUGUGGCGAUAUCAUGAGUGUAGGAAAUACACCGUCCGAGGUAAGUCGCACCUUUCUUAGAAGGCUAAGAGAAACACUAGUGUUUAGUUUUACAAUAACCCUCAUGUUUUAAUGGUGUUAGAACAUUUGCAAGAAUUGUUCUAAGUAUUUACAAUUCUGUAUUUAUUAUUCACUUAAGUAUUAACCUUUCUCCAUCAAAAUAAGAGGAGAUGUGGUAAAGAGCUGCUAGUAGCUUCACUUUAAACCACAUGAGCUUAACCAAGAAUAUGUUCUGAGAAGUUGCUGAUUAAAUCAGUGCUGUUUCUAUGCCACUUCUGGACAACUCUGAAUUAUCUAGAUUAUUGUUUUAACAAAAAAGGCUUUCUAUCUCUUUUAAAAGUAAGUCACUUUACAAGCUGGCAUAAGUGAAUGACACUUUGAGAGUAGUCUUGCAGUCUGAUGAUGUGAGACUUGCUGCCAAGUUCUCAAGAGGUCUUUACAGUAUAUUUAUAACUGAUAUAAAAAUUAUAUUUAGAAUUUUUAAACAUGUACAAAGGGCUACAUUUUAAUUUUAAAAUAGCUUCACAUUAUUUUACUUAUAUUGAGUUAUUUUUUCCUUUUUUAUCCUUUCCAAGUGCAACAACUUAGAGUUUCAAGUGCACACUUGAAAUCCCCUCUACAUGAUCUUUGUUCCAUUAACAGUGUAUACCAGAGGGAGGGUUAGCUGGGGAAAAACUUCAUUCUCAGGAAAAGACUUGAAUGAUUAUGUGACCCUGUAUGUUUCAGUGUUGUGACAACUGUGUAAACUUAAGGGGAAAGACAGUGGUGUAACAUAAAUGAGAUGUGUGGUUCGUUUUCUUUCAUGGGAAGUAGAGACUAAGAUAUAUACAUUUCUCUAAGUGAGCUGUUUAGAGGAAUAACUGAUAGCCCAUAUGAUGUAUUACUUAUUUUAAAGAAGGAGUAGGAAUGAGAUGUCCCUGAACUGUACUUUUCUAUUUUAAGACCCAUUAGGCAUCAGUGCAUCCGGGUUAUCAACAUUUUCUCAAAUGCUGUCAAUAUUUUACUAUAAUUUAUGUUCUUAUAUUUAUGUAUAUUUGUUAAAACUGUAAAAAAAAAAAUUUCACAGAUUUUUUUCCAAUACCUGUGCAAGAUAUAUGUGUAGCUCAAAACUAUUUGUGACCUACUGUUUGCAUGUAAGAGACCAGAAUAUGUAACGCUCAUAUUUUAAGUGUAUACAUACUGUGUAUAUAAUAUAUGAAUAUUAAAAAUGGGAAUUGCACAUUUUACCUUUCAGACAAGUUUCUAUCACAGAAGGAAAUGAAUGCCAACUACAUUUAGAUUGACUAAAAAUAGUAAGUGAAUAAUCAAAGCGUGGUCAAAAGUUAUUACUAAAUUGGUUCUUUUCAAAUUUCCCUUAUCUAAGCAAUUUUCUUUAUGAUAUUGUCCAUGAAGUUUUCAAAAAUGGGAUGUAAGACAGUAGAGGAAUUAUUUCACAUAGUAUUCUUAAAUUUAUGUGCAGUGUCCAUAAUGUCUAAAGGUAGAAUGUUAACAUUGCCACAGAAGUUCAUUGCACUCAGUAUAAUAUUUUACUCUACUAAUACAAAAGGAAAAUGGAUAUAUUUCUUUAAGUCUGCAGAUUUUUUAAAAUUACAGUAUGGCUUUUUUUUUUUUUAAUUAUGUCUUAAUUACACAAAUGAAAAUUACGCUGUCUCAUGAAGACUGGAGACUUUCAACCUUACUGAAACACUUCGGUGCUUUCAUGUUCUGAGGUCAAAUUAUUAUGGCAGUGACUCAGUUACGUUGCCAACCACUUCUCACGUAUAACAGUGCAGCCUGGCAAAUUCUGCUCUUUGACAAGGCUUUGGAAAGUGUUUAAUUCCUCUCGGUUUUCAAUUUUUUUUUUUUUUUUUUUUUUAGAAUAACUGUUACAGUUUUUAUUUGGCUGUUUAAAGCCAAAUUCAACUUUUUAAUUAUGGUUUGAUGGACACUUUGGGGCAAUGUAUAGUGUAUGGUGUGCUUACCUGUCCACUCUAGAGCAUUGCUUACAGGAUUUUUUUUAAGAUGCUGUGCUGUAAAAUAUUGUCAUUAGCUAUUUCCUGGUACAGUGUAGUUUUUCCCCUUUUAUUUGAAUAAAAGCAUGGCACCAACUGA
Messenger RNA from Condylura cristata (star-nosed mole), 7299 nucleotides. It is a transcript of the gene CAMSAP2, whose product is annotated as calmodulin regulated spectrin-associated protein family, member 2. The transcript has 18 exons. Gene Ontology annotation, cellular component: microtubule minus-end. Gene Ontology annotation, molecular function: calmodulin binding; spectrin binding; microtubule minus-end binding. NCBI's taxonomy places the organism in Eukaryota, Metazoa, Chordata, Mammalia, Eulipotyphla, Talpidae. The record is from RefSeq and is a predicted model, not a curated record. Gene Ontology annotation, biological process: negative regulation of microtubule depolymerization; neuron projection development; cytoplasmic microtubule organization. The coding region runs from base 243 to 4709 and encodes 1488 amino acids.